Molecule: messenger RNA, 1602 nt
Organism: Phanerochaete carnosa HHB-10118-sp
Lineage: Eukaryota; Fungi; Basidiomycota; Agaricomycetes; Polyporales; Phanerochaetaceae
Exons: 12
Coding region: 281-1564 (427 amino acids)
Source: RefSeq, a predicted model, not a curated record
CGAUAUUCUUCCAUCUUACAAGACGCCGAUGUCCGAGACCUUGAGUUGCGAAUGAUGCGCUCAAUCAAGAUCCUUCUCGUUGGCAUGGCGAAAGCAUUCUUGGCCGGUGCGCAGCUUGCUUUUUGGGUUCCAGCCGGCCUUCCAGGCUGCGAAGGAACACACCUAAUGCGGAUCGGGCCAAUGGUGUUGCCCAAAGUCUGCGCCUCAGUACAUCAGCUGGAAGAUUAUAUUCCUACCGUUACGAUCGAGUAGAUCUGGGAAGGCACCGAGAACAUUAGACAUGGGUGCUUAUAUCCAUGUGAGGGCUCAUCAAAUAGCGCUCCUUUUGUUGCUCGUUCCUCUCGUCGCAGCAUUCUCGGGCUGGUGGUCUCAAGCACUACUUGCCGCGUUCUCGGACUCAUCACCUCUUGCUAAGGCGCUAUGCCCUGCGUUCGGUGAACUUUUAGGACAAGAAGACGCAGCGAUCCUUGUUCCGCAUGCUUGGGUGUCUUGCCCGAUGUCAAACUCGACAAGCAAUACAACAACCACCGGUGGACAGAACGCAACAGUAGAAGCGUAUACAAAUUUCGUGCAAGAGAAUUAUUUCAAUAUUUCAUCCCGCGUUUUAUUUCUCUGGGAUUACUGUAUCACAUUCGAUGACGAAGUUCAAUACGUUUGGAAAGGAAAGUGGACACCCGCCACCUUUAUCUUCCUCAUCAAUCGUUAUGUCAACUUGGUCAUCACUAUCCUGGAACUGUUCGAGCAAAUCUCAUUCCAAACUUCCCAGAGUUGUUCUCCAUUCGUUCGUCUGCUACAGUCAUUACUAGUACUUGCAUUAUUUAUCGUUGCCGCAUUCACCGCUCUGCGAGUCUACGCCAUCUGGAACCGUGAUUGGAGGCCAGCUCUUCCCGUUCUCCUGCUAGCUCUUGUUUCGCCCGUCGUCAACAUCUACAUGGACGCGACACAAGAGCCGGAAGUUGCACCUUCACCAUCUGUUGGUUGCGCAGUGUACUUGAAGAUAACUAACGAUCUGUUCGGCGUGUUGACUAUCGUGACUCGUGCUUCAACCUUAGCAACCGACGGGAUCGUGCUGCUUCUCACCAUCAUUAGGGCAAUACGAUUAAAGAAGGAAGGCACAAGAUGGACUCGAAAGGUUGGACUUCUACCACUUCUUCUCCGGGACGGCGUGCUAUACUUUCUACUCCUUUUUUGCAUCAAUCUCACGCAGAUUAUCGUCACUGCCCAGGUCGCGGGGAAUAAUGACAUCGUGUACUAUGUUUCUCCCGUGACAUCGAUGCUCAUCUCGCGAUUCCUCAUCGACCUACGAAGAGUCGUGCACAGGGACCAGAGCGAGCAAUCAGGCGCUACCUCUGUCUGCUUAACCACCAACGUACCGGUGCCAAGCACGUUCACCGUAUGCCCAGGCGACCUGUAUAGUUUUGGAGAUCCGGUGGGAAGUGGCUCCAGCGGCUUCGACUCCGCUGACGAGCUAGAGAAGCUAUAUGAGCCCAAGGUUGCGUGCGAGCACUCCAUCUGUAACUUGCCAAGUGGACACAGUUCAUCCGAAGUAGGACAGAUAGCAUAACUUGGCCCAUAUGUCGUCGUUUCGUACACUCCUUUUUU